This is a messenger RNA of Culex quinquefasciatus (southern house mosquito), 610 nucleotides long. RefSeq names its product extensin-1-like. The transcript has 2 exons. The record is from RefSeq and is a predicted model, not a curated record. The coding region runs from base 86 to 442 and encodes 118 amino acids. Lineage: Eukaryota; Metazoa; Arthropoda; Insecta; Diptera; Culicidae.
GUUAUUGAACUAAAGUUCACUUACGCACGCCUGGUGGAUUAUUUUUGUUUGUUCUGAGAAGAGAAUAUAGUUUGCAACUGUGAAAAUGAAGUUCUUCAUCGUCCUGCUCGCCGUCGUGGCCGCCGUCUGCGCCGAAGAGAUGGCCGCCAACUCCGAGUCGAUGAAGACCAAGCGCGGUCUGCACCUGAGCCUGGGCUACCACGCGUCCCCGGCCGUCGUGUCCCACUCGUACGUGGCCCCGGCCCCGGUCAUCGCCCACCACGCCCCGAUCGUGGCCGCGUACCACGCUCCGACCUACGCCAAGACGUACGUCGCACCGGCCGCCGUGGUCCAUCACGCUCCGACGGUGGUCCACACCGCCUACCACGCCCCGGUCAUCCACCACGCGCCGGCCUAUCACGCCUACCACGCUUCCCCCCUGCUGGCCUACCACCGCCGUUAAGAUCCGGAUCCCGGAUCCUUCGUGUAGAUUAAGUCGCUAUAGUCUUACGAUGGUUUUAUUUUUUUUUCUGUACGCGAAAGUGUGUCUGUGAAUGUAAAUAGGUCGAAAUUGUAGGAGAACUGAAACAUGAGCUUAAAUUUUGAUAAAAAUACAAAACUGAUUGAGAUU